Thyridium curvatum is the source of this 1830-nucleotide messenger RNA. RefSeq lists its product as uncharacterized. Gene Ontology annotation, molecular function: mRNA binding; protein binding; translation repressor activity. The coding region runs from base 1 to 1830 and encodes 609 amino acids. Lineage: Eukaryota; Fungi; Ascomycota; Sordariomycetes; Thyridiales; Thyridiaceae. Gene Ontology annotation, biological process: regulation of mRNA stability; nuclear-transcribed mRNA poly(A) tail shortening. The transcript is spliced from 3 exons. Gene Ontology annotation, cellular component: P-body. The record is from RefSeq and is a predicted model, not a curated record.
AUGUCCAACAAUCAUCUCGCCAGCAACCGAAUGAGCACCCCGGAAGCGGGAAGUGCCUCGUCGCUGCGACCGCCGUCUUCUCGAGCUGUCGGAGGCAAUCCCCACCUCCGUGCCUCUGCUGACAUGGCCGCUCUGACCGGCUCGUCGCCGUCAAACCGUAUCCGCCCAUCGUCCGAUUUCUAUGGACAGUCCCAGCAGGGUCAGGGCCAGGCUGGCGGCGAGAUCGACCCUCAGGACAAGCUUGCCCAGCAGUGGAUUGCUGAUAUCGACCAGUAUGAGACAACUCUGGAGGAAAUGGCGGCUGCCACUCUUGACCAGGACUUCAAGGACGAGCUCAGCGCUAUUGAGCAGUGGUUCCGCGUCCUGAGCGAAGCCGAGCGCACGGCUGCUCUCUAUGCCCUCCUUCAGCAGACCACCCAGGUUCAGAUUCGCUUCUUCAUCCAGGUUCUGCAACAGAUGGGAAAGAAUCACCCCAUGUCUGGCGUCCUGUCGCCGGCAAACUUUGAUAAAGAUCCCAUGUCAAAUCGCCUCAGCGAUGCCAUGAAUAAGCUGAACGUCGACUCUGCCAGAAACUCGAUGGCACGCACCUCUGCUGUCUCAGCGGGCAAGCGACAGUCGGGCCUCGAUUCGUCUACCAUCAACGCCAUGUUUCCUGAUGCUGCUGCUGCUAUUGCGACCGAGAAGGCCAAGUUCACGCAGCAGACUGGCAAUCCGCCCACGUCCAACCGCAACAGCGCCGCUGUCGACAACCGGUCCUCCCUCGCCGCGCCUACCAUCUCCGGCCCCGCCGACUCGGGCGAUGCAAACGGCCAGAAUCCUACUUCGCCUUGGGGUAGUGACCCGUCGCGACCCAAGUCAUCCUCCGGCCAGACUCCGAUGGGACAGUUUGUCCAGCCGCCGCCCUCGGCUGGUCUCCGCUCCCCGCGCCCUCAGAUUGCUGGCAACUCGCAGAUCCAGAACACGACCAUCACUGCUGACAAGCCUGUCUCUGACCUGCCACUCCUGUCGCCCUACGGUGCGAGCGGAAACUGGGCCUCGAUGGUCAACACUCCCAUGGUUUCCAACUUCAACGCACAGCAGAGCAACAACCAGGCGGACAUGGUCGCUAACGCCACGGCUAUGAAGCUCGCUGCGCUGUCCACUGUCAACAAUCGUUUUGCUCUAGACGACGUUCGGAAGUAUCGACGUGCCCGAUCUAACGACGCUCCCGGUGGACACAAUCAAAACCCCUUGUCUCCUGGUGCUCCGGCGAUCAACCUGCCAGGAACCAAUGUGGUCAUGGUGAACGAGCAUGGCCAGGUGGUGAGCCGGGAGCAGCUGCUCGCCAUGCAGAACCAGGCGGGCAUGGGUGGCUUUGGAGCGCACCGAUCCCGUCCCAACUCUCCUGGCAUCGCGAUGCAGACUGGAUUCGGUCCCAUGGCUUUCACCUCGCCGCAGAACAACGGCUUCCUCACUGCUUACGACGGCCUCAACAACGGCAUGGGUGCGAUGAAUCUUGGUCAGCUCGGCUUGGCCGGUCAUCAUGAAGGAUACCUGUCCGACCACUCGGACAUGGUUCGAGGUCGUUCCCCACGGGGACGCCGGGGCAGCUCCAAGCCCCCAGAGGAUCCGACAGACCCCAGCCUCCUUCAGGAUAUCCCCAGCUGGUUGAGAAGCCUGCGUCUGCACAAGUACACCGACAACCUGAAGGACAUGAAGUGGACGGACCUGAUUGAGUUGGAUGACAAGCAGCUGGAGGACCGUGGUGUGAACGCCCUCGGCGCUCGGCGGAAGAUGCUGAAGGUGUUUGAGCAGGUCAAGGAGGCCAAGGCUGAAGGCAAGAUUGGCUAG